This is a messenger RNA of Pistacia vera, 1858 nucleotides long. Its product is annotated as S-adenosylmethionine decarboxylase proenzyme-like. Gene Ontology annotation, cellular component: cytosol. Lineage: Eukaryota; Viridiplantae; Streptophyta; Magnoliopsida; Sapindales; Anacardiaceae. Bases 584 to 1669 code for a protein of 361 amino acids. Gene Ontology annotation, molecular function: adenosylmethionine decarboxylase activity. Gene Ontology annotation, biological process: spermidine biosynthetic process; spermine biosynthetic process. The transcript has 3 exons. The record is from RefSeq and is a predicted model, not a curated record.
GUCUCCUCUUAACGUUAGAAGGAGAAAAAAAAAAAAUUGUUGUUUAACUCGGCGGCGUAUCCUUUACAACAAAUCUCUUUCUCUCUGCAUAGUUGAAACCCCCCCUCGUAUCUCUCUUCAUCGCUUGUAGUUGAAACCCUUCUCUCUUUUCUGAUAUAUUUUCUAGGGUUUAUUUGGCGGUGCGUCGCUUCUCGGUUUCUUCUCCGGAUUUUUUUUUAAAUAUCGAGAUUGAAUGAGCUAAUGGAAACCAAAGGCGGUAAAAAGAAGUCUAGUAGUAGUAGUAGUAGUAAAUCCUUGUUUUACGAAGCUCCCCUCGGUUACAGCAUUGAAGACGUUAGGCCUCACGGUGGAAUCAAGAAAUUCAGAUCAGCUGCAUACUCUAACUGCGUCCGAAAGCCUUCCUGAGAUUCCUUAAGUUCAGUCAUAACCCCAUUGAGCUUUUUCAUUCUGCAAUUUUAAUUUUGUUUUUCUCAUCAAUUCUGCAAAUUACUUGGCCUAUUUCUUUUCUGCUUCCCUCGUUCACUCGUUCUCGCUCUCGCUCUCUUUGCAAUCGUUGUUUGUUUGCUGCUCUCUGUAAGGCAAGAUGGAAUUGCCAGUCUCUGCAAUUGGAUUUGAAGGUUUUGAAAAGAGGCUUGAGAUUUCUUUUUUCGAGCCUGGUGUCUUUGCUGAUCCUGAAGGUGCCGGUUUCCGCUCAUUCUCCAAAGAUCAAUUGGAUGAGAUACUGAAACCAGCGGCAUGCACUAUUGUUUCCUCAUUGUCUAAUGAGUAUCUUGAUUCAUAUGUGCUCUCGGAAUCUAGCCUCUUUGUGUACCCCUACAAAGUUAUCAUCAAAACUUGUGGUACAACAAAGUUGCUUCUGUCAAUCCCUGCCAUACUUAAGUUGGCUGAUUUACUCUCCCUCAAGAUUCAGUCUGUGAGGUACACUCGUGGAAGCUUCAUAUUUCCUGGAGCCCAGCCAUUUCCACAUCGUAGCUUCUCUGAAGAAGUAGCUGUCUUGGAUGGUCACUUUGGCAAGUUUGGUUUGGACAGCACAGCUUAUGUGAUGGGUAGUCCUGACGACACCAAGAAAUGGCAUGUUUACUCUGCUUCUGCUAAACUGGAGAAACACUCGGAUCCGGUUUACACUCUUGAGAUGUGCAUGACUGGCUUAGACAAGGAGAGGGCAACUGUCUUCUAUAAAACUGAGACAAGCUCAGCUGCUCUGAUGACUAAUGAUUCUGGUAUCAGGAAGAUUCUUCCGAAAUCUGAGAUAUGUGAUUUUGAGUUCGACCCUUGUGGCUACUCCAUGAAUAGUAUUGAAGGGGAUGCUAUAUCUACCAUACAUGUCACUCCUGAAGAUGGUUUUAGUUAUGCAAGCUUUGAGUCUGUUGGAUAUGAUUUUGAGGUUGUCAAAUUGGUACCCAUGCUGGAGAGGGUUCUGGCCUGCUUUAAGCCAGCUGAGUUUUCUGUUUCUUUGCACUCUGACAUUGUUGGUGAAGAACUUGCAACAAAGUUCCCUGUGGACUUGAAGGGAUAUGCUAUUGGAGAAAAGAGUUUUGAAGUGCUUGGUAACGGUGGCUCGCAGAUCUACUACAGUUUUACUAGAGCUGACGGUUCUUCAUCUCCCAGGUCCAUUCUGAAAUGCUGCUGGAGCGAGGACGAGAAGGACGAGGAAGUUGAAGGGAAGUAGUCCCUGAUUUGUUAUUGUUUGUUGUUAUUGUUUGUUGUUCUUUGUUUUUCCUUUAUUGCUUUCAAUAAAAAUAAAAUAUGAUGUUUUGUGGGGUUAUGUACUAAUUGUAGGGUUUUAGCAACUUUGCUUGCCUAUUCUCUCUACUGUUUGAGAUAUUCUGAAUAAGAUUUAUGUUAUUAGAUUUGCAGA